CAAAAAUGGUGGCUUGGAGAAAGUAGAGAGGAGAUUGUGCCAACAGUUGUCACCAUGCCAACGAGAAAAUGAAAUUGGGAAACCUAUCGGUUCCCUCGUCACCAGGGUUUGGUUUUCAGUUUCAGUUUAGAACGAAGACACCGACUGACACAGAGUAGAGCCGAGCGAAAACAGAGCAAGAUUGGAUUUUUAGCUUUUAGUUUACAACUGGUUUCUGUUCUCGGGCAAUAAAAGGCUAUGGAAAGGUUCAGAUUCACUUCUACUCAGAAGGAUUCCAGCGUUUGAUUCGACGGUGAUACAUACGGAUCUUGGUAAGGCAGGUAGAGUUCCGGCGCAGCCGCCAGUAAGACUCUGUUUCUCAUACCUUUUCUCCUUUUCCGUUUUUGGGUAGGAGUAAGAAUCUCAAAUCCGGGCCAGAAUCCCUUUCCCUAUUUUGUUUCGGAAUCGGAAAAGAGAGCGAAUUCAAUAAAUAGUAGACCUAUGCUCAGUUAGCCUUCCCCCGCACCAAUAGGCCGAGAAAGAAAGAGUUCUGCUUCAGAAGAUACAGGCAUAUAUCAUAGUUCCAAUGGCUGAUGGAUUGAAGGAUUGGUCUGAAUUGGGGGAGGACCUGCUGUCUAGGAUUGGGCAAUGUUUGAGGACAUUAGAGGAUGUGAUUCGAUCCCGUGUAGUUUGUAAACAAUGGAGGCGAGCCCUAUUGGCCGAGCAGCAGCGCAGGUUUCCCCCAUUCACACAGUGGCUGAUGCUACCGUUUUGCAGGAGCAACAACAUGAACAUGGAAAUGUCGAUGUGCAGUACCAUCUCCAACUCCCUGGCUGCGGUGGCCACGCCGAUGACUGGGUGCAAAGGCUCCGAGAACUGCCGCUGCUUUUACAACGUGGCGCUGCAUCAAUUUCACCACAUCGAGUUCCCCCAAGGCCUGCAAGGCAAAAGGUACCGCGGAUCCACAAUGGGCUGGCUGUGCAUUGUGGAUAAAACGCCCGGUAUCUCGUUGUUGAACCCUCUUACCAAGACCGAGAUCCCUCUUCCACCCGCCACAUCUUUUCCCGAUGUGCAGGCCUACCGCCCUGAGAAGGCCCGGGGUGAGUACCUGCUUCGAAUGGCAGAUGGUUUCGAAGAAUCCAUUAGCAAGAACUUCUUUUUGAAGAACUACUUGAAGAGGGUUGUUGUAUCAGCUGAGCCCACCUCAGAGGAAUGCGUUGUGAUGGUCAUCCGAUGGAACACCGAGGACGAUCGCCUGGCAUUCUGCAGGCCUACUGAAAUUGAGGCAGGAUGGAAGCUGGUUGCUCACGAGGAGGAGAAUGGUAUACCCCCGGACAGGAUUGGUUUUGUGGAUGUGGUUUUUUGGAGGGAUCGAUUCUAUGCCCUUGACUGGGGAGGAAGGAUUCUGGUGUGUGAUUUUUCUGCUAACUCGCAUCACCAGACUCUGUCGUUCUUUCUUGAAUUUCAUCCCAAUCAUGAUGGUUAUGGCUAUGCCGACAAUCAAUACUUGGUUGUGUGUCCUGCUGCUGUUACCGGGGAUGAUGAUGAUCAGCUGGUGAUGGUAUCUAGAUUUACGAAAUGGAUGGAUAUUGACGAGAGCGAUGAUGACAACAAUUCGGAUGAUGAUUGUCCACCAGGCAACAAUGCAAAAACUUACUGGGCCGAGAAGUUCAAAGUUUUCAAGAUGAAGAAGAAUGCCAUAGGAUGGGAUGAGUUUAACAGCAUCGGGGAAUUUGCCUUGUUCUUGGGCUUCAACUCCUCUGCAACUUUUGUCCACACCAAAGCGCAUCCUGGAGUAGUUCCCAAUUCCAUUUAUUUCACGGACGAUAUCAUUGACAGCCAUCGAGGGCGGAUGCAUGGAGGUCAUGACAUGGGUGUCUACAACCUCGCCACUCAAAAGGUCAUGCCUCUCUAUUCUACUACCACUCUGCAUGAUAACCCUGUGAUGAUUUCUCCAUUACCUCUAUGGUUCUCUCCGUCGAUUGUUACUGGCUCGUAAGCACCUUGUUGGAGAAAUCAACUGUCAGCUAGUUUACUCACUCUUGUAACCAGCCUAUUGUAAUUUGUAGGUAGACCCAUAUAUUCCUUACUCUUGUGUUGUGAUUAAAUGGAUUAUUAUAAAUUAUUAAAGGUCUAAAUUUUUAAUUGAGGAAGAUACUGAAGAACAUAAAAGUUUAUGCAAUGAUGAAAAUGAGUGAUGAGCAUAUCGACAAGUUUCUCAUACCGUGGGAUAGGAAGGAAUAUGAAGGGGGGAAACUUGUCGUUCAUCGAAAUAAUUAGUCACUAUUGACAUCGGCACAUUGCACAUUCGAGAUCGCCAAAUAUCCAAUAGUUCGUCCAUUCAGCCUUUUUCAUUCUUCUUAUUGUUGAAUAUCUCAUUCGUACACAUCUUCUCCGGAAUAUCUCAUUCGUAAGCAAAUGAAAUUCCAAUUUUCCA
This is a messenger RNA of Linum trigynum, 2416 nucleotides long. The record is from the annotation of a GenBank genome assembly. NCBI's taxonomy places the organism in Eukaryota, Viridiplantae, Streptophyta, Magnoliopsida, Malpighiales, Linaceae.